This is a messenger RNA of Cylas formicarius (sweet potato weevil), 4995 nucleotides long. It is a transcript of the gene cdm, whose product is annotated as importin-13. The record is from RefSeq and is a predicted model, not a curated record. Gene Ontology annotation, biological process: protein import into nucleus. Gene Ontology annotation, cellular component: cytoplasm; nuclear membrane. The coding region runs from base 281 to 3187 and encodes 968 amino acids. Lineage: Eukaryota; Metazoa; Arthropoda; Insecta; Coleoptera; Brentidae. The transcript has a single exon. Gene Ontology annotation, molecular function: small GTPase binding.
AUUAAGAGUGAAAAUUAGUCUAGAUGAAAGCAUUUCUAGUCAACUUUUAAGGAAAAUUUGGCUAUUGCAGAAUUUUGUUGCCUUGAAGAAUCAAGUAUUUUAAUCAUAGAUAAACCGUUUUUCGUUUGUUGAGGUUAGGGUUUAACUCUCACAUUUCUUCAUUUUGUUCCUUGUCAAAGUCAACCCCUUCUAGCGGUUGGUGAAACGUCCGUAUUCUGUGGUACAGUUGAAAAUGUGAAGUUUGUAAAAAAUAUUUUGGAAAAUUAGCUUUAAAACAAAUAUGGAGUAUACCGUCGAAAAUUUAGACAAAGCCGUAACAUUAUUUUAUCGAACGGAAGCGCAACAGCAAGUCGAAGCACACCAGUGGUUAACUGAAGCACAGAAUUCGUCCCAAGCAUGGAGUUUUGUCUGGGAAUUAUUGAGUCCCCAGCGGAGUUUUCAAGUCCAGUUUUUCGCCGCCACCACUCUACAUACCAAACUUAUGAAAUACUGGAACGAAGUUCCCGAAGAUCACUACGAGCCGCUCAAAAAACGAAUUUUGGAAGCGAUUAUAGGUUAUGCAAUGGGGCCCAAAAUUGUUUUAAAUCGUUUAUGUAUCGCCUUAUCCGCGUAUAUUAUCCACACUAUACCAACGCACUGGCCGAAAGCGUUCGAAGAAUUGGUGUCCAGUUUUCAGCCCCAACAUUUACCUAACGUAGAACCGGAACGGGUGAUUUGGAUUCUUUUGGAAAUUUUGACUGUGAUACCGGAAGAGUUUCAAAGUACCACGAUGUCAGUAAGUCAGAGAAAUCGCGUGCGAGUGGUUCUGCAAGAAGUGUCCAAAGAUAUUUUAAAAGUAGUAGAGAUGUGUUUAAUGCCUCUGCCGACGCAAGGCUUUGAUAUUCUAAAUUUAAUUACGUACUUGAACGCUACAAGAUGCGCUUCCGCUUGGAUCCAGUUGGGUGGGUUGAAUAUUGAAGAGUGUGGCUCUAUCAUAGACCUCUUGAUAGAUUUAACUUGUUUCGUUUAUUGGCACAAAGGCGACCCCGAAUGCCUAUCGGGCGAAGAAAUCGAAUUGACGGAAGUCACAGUUGAGGCACUUACCGCUGUAAUUCAACACCCGCACACAACUAGGUUCAGGAACAGUGUCAACAAGCACGCGGCUUCUAUAUUGUACAAAUUUGAGAAGAUUCUGGAUGCCGAACGUUCUUGUAACGAUCUAAAUAAAGAUGUAGUGGCCAAUCUUUAUGGAUUAAUUAUAACUUUAGCGGAUACCCAUUCGAAAAUAUUUAUAGAGAAUCUUAACCUCAACAACACGGAAGAGCAAAAGGUUAGCUUUGAUCUUUUCCACUGUAUCUUAAAGUGUACAGAUUUGCCCGGUCUUUAUCCCGUGGAUGAAUCGGCGAGCACCCUAACAUUUGGCUUCUGGUAUACUCUGCAAGACGACAUACUGGGGUUGGAUACUGCCCAAUGUGCCCAGCUGUUACUUUUAAUUAAACCAUACUACAGGAACUUGGUGUGCAUAUUGCUGCGCAAGUCUUUGCUUCCAAUUGACGACAGCGGAUGGUCCCUGGACGAUAAAGAGGUGUUUCGGUGCUAUCGGCAAGACAUUGCCGACACUUUCAUCUACUGUUACAACGUUUUGAAUUUGGAAAUGCUGGAUAUACUGACCGUUAGACUGAACGAAUCGUUGGCUCCUAGCCCGACCAACUCGGGUGCAGAGCCUUUGAAGUGGAACGAAAUCGAAACGUGCCUGCACGCGUUCGGUGCAGUGGCUGAGAGUAUCGAAAUGGAAAAUUUAUACCUACCCAAAUUAAUGGCGACCAUCAAAAGUAUCCCCUUUAACGUGCUGCGGGUAAAAGUGUUGACGACAGCAUUGGAAACGGUCGGGUCUUAUUCGGAAUGGUUGUCCGAUCACCCGGAAGUGUUAACUAGUGUGUUUCCAUUGGUGGUAUCGGCUUUGGGCAAUCCGGAGGUCGCUACGAGUUCGACGAUGGCGUUGAAAGACAUCACUCAAAGUUGCCAAAAGUUCGUAGUGCCCUACACGGAUCAUAUUUUAAUGUCCGCUCAAACGGCGUUGCAGAGUGGGGCCUUGAAGCUUAGCGAGUGUCGGAGAUUGAUGUUUAGUAUUGGCAGAGUGCUGAGCGUCGCGCCAGUGGACAAAGUGAUGAGGUAUCUGAACGACAUUCUUGCGCCGACAUUCCAAGAUCUCCAGAAGCUCGUGAAUGCCGAACCUAGUGUCAGCGUGACGACUUUCAUCAUGACGAAGCUGAAAAUAUUGGCGGCGCUGUUCGGCUCGCUGCACGUCGAAACCGACGAAAAAGCGGAUCAACCUAUAUUCGUUUUGAUGCGAACUACGAUGCCCUUAUAUAGGUUAAUAGCCGAAAGGUACUGUCGCAACGUGGAGGUUAUGACUGACUUAAGCUCUCUGUUAAAAUACGGCGUGACCAAUUUAAAAGACGAGUGCAAACCGUUGGUGAGCGAUAUAUUGGAGAUCGUGGUGCAGAUAUAUCGUGAGUGUCCACAGGGACACGUCUUGGUAGUGGUGGAGACCGUGGUGAUACUGUUCGGUAGAGAAGACGCGUUCAGAACUAUUAACCGGCAACUGGUCAGCGAGAUAUGCAACACGACUUUGCAGCUGUGCGCUCGGUGUAACAGCAAUAACCAGUUGUCCGACAUCAGCGACAUACUCGAAGGAUUUUUUACGAUGAUGUCGCAACUAACCAAAAAGCUACCGCAGCUGAUUCUGUGCAACGAGAUCGACGUGGUGGGGGUGUUUCAGUGCGCCAUUUUGUGUCUGACGCUGCCCGAAACGCAAACGAUCAAGGCCGUGUCGAGUUUUCUGGUGAACUUCAUCACCCAAAGCCGGGAGGUGUCCCGAUCGGAAAUCGUCCACAAUCACGGUCAGGGUUUAGUUUUAAGGAUUUUGUUAAAUUUGGGGACGACGGCCCCCCGGCUCACGAUAGAGAUGUACAGUGACAUAAUACUGACAUUGAACAAGAAGUACUGUGAUAGUCUGACUCGGUGGUUGAACGCUUUGCUGGCGCAGGAAAAUUUCCCUUCGUCGAAGAUCAGCGCGCAACAGAAGGAGGCUUUCGUUAAAACGGUUUUGCGGGAGAAAGCGAACAAACGGAAGCUGUGCGACGCCGUUUUGGAGUUUACUCUGAUUUGUAGGGGCAUCCUCAAAUACGACGCCACUGUGCCGUAAUUAGUGUUUAGGUUUCAGUAGGUCGAAGUUGUGUAUUGUAAUCGAUAAGACUGUUGCGUGUGCGGCCUACAACGAAUUUAAUGGCUUGCAAAUAGAAUGGUGGUUUAAAAAAACAAGAACUAUUAAAGUAACAAUUAACAGCUUCCUCCGAAUCGUAUACAUUUUCAAGCGUGUCCAGGCCAAUUAAACUUUUCAUAUCAUAAACACUUGUGUUUAUUUGUCGCACGUAACUAUGAAAGCAUAUAUUUCCCUCUCUGUCUUGUGAUUUGUUAGUAGCGUGUGUGUGUGUGUGUGUGUGUGUGUAUUAGACUGUGAUAAUUAUUGUUAUUUUCACUUGUUUUACUCGAAUGUAUUUGUAUACUGCUUAUUAGUUUGGGUUUUUUUCUAAUAUGUACAAUCCCUUUAAAUUUUGACUACUUUUCAAAUACUCCAGAAUUUAGAAUUUGAGUAAAUGUGUAAUUUUUACAAUUGUCAAAAUAGAUACCUACUUUAAAAUUGUUCAAUUAUUACGAUUAGUGCGAUCCCGAAGACACCUAAUUUCCGUAGACUGUCACUAAACGGCCACGAUUAAAGGUUUAAAUGGUCUGAGCUAUAGCAACCAUAUAGAUAUCGGAGUCCAAGAUAAACCACAUUUAAAUCUUAAAUUAGCAUAUACAUAAGGCAACCUUUUCGUUACCGACCGCAAACGAGUUAUCAAAUGGGCCACCUUUUUCCAAAGGCAUGAUAAACGCAAAGAAAUAAUCACAAAAGACCAAAAUGGUCCAAAUUUGAAAGACAUUGUUUUCGUAAAAAUAACUUUUCCAGGGAAAACGACAAUGUUGCAACAAUGUAAGAAAGUAUCAUAGCCACCUGGGACGCAUCAAUUUUUAGCGCGGUACUGUCAUUAUAUUAUCAUGAUCAAUAUCAACCGUCACAGAUGCACUGAGUCUCCUUUAAAGACUUUUCCAUUGUCGAAACUAUUGAUGUUUAGGACAAAUUAGUUAUUUUUAACGCAAGAAGUAAUGAAUUUCAAAUUUAUACCUUAAAAUAAUUGGGCAAAUUCUCACGUUAUAUAAAUGACGCGUGGAGCAUAAGCAAUUAUGAAUAUGCUCCCAUUAGUAAUAAGGUUUUAAUUAAAAAUAGCAAUGUUGUAAGGAACAUUUGGUGGUAUCUAACUAGCACUAACAUUUAUGUUUAUUAACGUUUACACUGCGGUUAGAAGAAAAAAUCGUUCUUUAUAUCAAAUUUAGACUUUGUAAAAUGUCGAAGCACUUUUCUUUCUUUUCGCUGAAUAAACUUAAUAUUUAGUGUGCUCUCGUGCACGGUUUUGCAACACUAAAAGUGACAUUAAUUGGAGUUCUAAGUUGUUAAUUGUUAUUAAAUAGUUUAGUUCUUUUUUAUAUUGAAGCCACCAUAAAGUUGACAUUUUUCAAAUGUAUAUUUAUCUCCAUCCCAAUUUCCCGGUAGGAUUUUAAAUAAAUUUACCUAUAUGUAUAAAGUUACCAUAUUACAUAAUUUGUAUAUAAAAAAUGUAAUAAAAACUAAUAGACCUUACCAUUAUUUUUUCAUUUAUUUCGCAAUAAUGUAGAAAAUGUAACGUAUUUUUGAAUCCUGUGAUAUAUUGGGUUUUAAUAAUAAGCGAUACGCCACCUGGUGGUCAAAUCUGAACUCACUCGGUAGUACAUUGAGAUUUUUAAUUUAAAAACGCUAUUGUUCAGAACUAUUUUUUGGAGCGCCAAGUGGUUGGCUUUCUUGUCUACAAAUUGUGCAGAGUUAUUCGUAAUAUUUUUGGUGUACCGUACGUAUAAUUUAUCUUGAUAACAUUUUAA